CGACGGCUUCCGUAUGAGUCAUUGUUUCGUUUUUCAUGACACUGAAAGCCGUAGAAGAUUCUGAAAGCACGAAAGUGGAAGCAGGGGGAGUCUAAGCAUGGCGAACGACAGAUUGCGAGCUUUGGAAGACGUGGAGAAGGAGAUCGCGGUUAUUUUGCAAUGCGCAGGAAAUAUUAUACUGGAACUGUCCAAGGAGAAGCACAAUGCUAGUCUACUUGACCGCCAGCUUGUUCAGUUCACUAGUGCUGUCAACAGGGUUGAAAGUGAGCUAAGCUCUCAAAUCCGCUAUCUGACGCAGGUGGCCACUGGACAGCCGCAUGAGGGCUCUACAUAUUCAGCACGCAAGGACUGCCAGAUGGCGCUAAACCGUGCCGAAUAUGCUCGCAUCAAGCUUGGGGAGCUGGGCCGAACCUGCGAGGUUUUGCUGGAUCCACAGACGUGAGAGAUGCGUCACAAUUCAGACUAACUAUAACUGCUAAAGGCAUUUCCUCUAUUUUCAUUUGUUUUGAGAGAGUGUGGAGUAUUUCAUUGCAACAUUUUCACUGGAAAGCGGGGCUGUGCGAUGGCUUUGAAAGCAGAGCGCAUUUCAGUGGGAAUUAUUUGAAAUGCAGGUAACACUCCUGUGCAGAAUCCUCCCAGAGAAGCACAAUGGCCAAUCCUCAAACCGCAAGAGAGACUUAAUGUUUUUUUUUUGACUAUGGAAGUGUGCUGGAACAGUGCUGAAUCAGCUUUUUCAAUGCUGAAUAAUGUUGCCAGUGUUGAAUUUUAAUGGAUGAAAUACACUCUGGUGCAUGCUGUUUAUGUUUCUACUAAAUAAAAAUAAUGAAUAUUCAAAUGCAGUUUUGUCCCAAUUAAACCUAAAGAGUUGUUACUAUAAUGGUUUAUCUUUUUGUUGGAUAAUCAUGACAUGAUACUAAAUAAUACACCUAAUGUAGUAAUUAUAUAGCAUAGAGUGGCAUAGAAGAUGCUUAUUACCUUAGUUCUUAGUAAUCGCUACCAUACCAUCAGGUAUGGUACCACACACUUGGAAAGUGGUACCGGAUAAGACAAUUGUGUACUCAUAAGUUAUAAAUAAAUUGUAACCUGUACCUUGGUUAGAAAAAGUGCAUGUUAACUGUUAACCACAUCCGCAGUUUUUAAACAGGUGUGGCAUUUUGAUUAAAAAUAAAACUACGAACAGUG
Molecule: messenger RNA, 1182 nt
Organism: Brienomyrus brachyistius
Lineage: Eukaryota; Metazoa; Chordata; Actinopteri; Osteoglossiformes; Mormyridae
Gene: med11
Product: mediator complex subunit 11
Exons: 4
Coding region: 98-442 (114 amino acids)
Biological process (GO): regulation of transcription by RNA polymerase II
Cellular component (GO): mediator complex
Molecular function (GO): transcription coregulator activity
Source: RefSeq, a predicted model, not a curated record